AGACCUCAUCCAGCCGAGCGAGUGACCGUCACCGACCACCUGGGCAUCAACAAACAGCUCCCACGCGACGAAGCACCAUGGAUGUCAAGCCCAAGACCGGGAUCAAAGUCAUCGUCGUCGGCGCCGGCUUCGGCGGCCUGGCGGCGGCGAUCGAGUGCCACCGCAACGGGCACGACGUCGAGAUCUACGAGAGCUUCCCCGCGCUCAAGAGCCUGGGCGACAUCAUCUCGUUCGGCCAGAACGGCGGCCGCAUCUUCCACCGCUGGGGGCUGACGCGCCGGGGCGAGGUCGCGGACCGGAUGCGGGCGCUGAGCAUCGACCUGCAGCGCUACGGGUUCAACAUCCGCAAGUUCGACACGGGCGAGGUCGUGCACCACCAGCCGACCCCGCCCCGCGUGCCCGACGCGCCCGUGCUGAAUGGGCAUCGGGGGGAGCUCCACGAGGUCGUGUUUGAGCACGCAAAGGAGCUCGGCAUCCCUAUACACCUCGGCGAGCCCAUCGAGCAGUACUUUGAGGAUGAGGAGAAGGCGGGGAUCAUUCUCAAGAGCGGUAACAAGGUUGUUGGGGAUGUGGUCAUCGGGGCGGACGGCGUUCGCUCAAAAGCCCGCGAGCUUGUGCUCGGCUACGUCGACAAGCCCAAGAGUAGUGGAUAUGCAGUUUGGAGAGCAUGGCAACCUGUUAAUCUAGACAUGAUGAAAGACCCUAGGACAAAGCAGUUUUGCGAGAACGGCGAUUCUUUUAAUGGCUGGAUCGGACAAGACAUCCACCUCCUCUUCUCGACCAUCAAGAACGGCACCGACUGCUGCUGGGUGCUGACACACAAGGACGACCACGACAUCGACGAGAGCUGGUCUUUUCCGGGGAAGCUAGACGAGGUCAAAGAUUUGCUGCGCGAGUGGGACCCAAUAUGUACCGCCAUCAUCGAGAAGACGCCGGCGGACCGCCUCACCGACUGGAAGCUGGUUUACCGCGACCCCCUGCCGCGCUGGGUCUCGAACCACGGCCGCAUCUGCCUGCUGGGCGAUUCUGCACAUCCGUUCCUCCCGACAUCCGCACAAGGCGCGACGCAAGCGUGCGAGGACGCGGUCAACAUCGGCAUCUGCCUGAGGCGGGCCGGCAAGGCCAGCGUGCCGGCGGCGCUGUGGACGCACCAGGACAUACGGUACGAGCGCGUCGGGGCCGUGCAGAAGACGGGCGAGACGACGCGGGACCGGUGGCACAAGACGGAUUGGGAGAAAGUCAAGAAGGAUCCACAGAGCGUGUCGUUCCCCAGAGAGGACUGGAUCCACAAGCACGAUGCCGAGGCCCACGCCGAGGCCGUCUUCGACGAGGUCUUCCGGCGGCGCCUGGCCGGGGGCUCCGAUGAAGCGGCGGCGGAGGAUGGAGGAUCGCUGAUCAAGGACCAGCAGGCUGCAGCGCCGGUUUCUGUGGCGACUUAGACUGGUAUGGCGAUGUUGGCUGCUGUGGAGACUUGGAUUGAUGUGGUAACUGUCAGGGGUAUCACAUUAUGAAUGUACAGGCCCCUGGCCAAACUAAGCGAAUGGGAGAUUUUUGCAUUCUCUGCUAUCAACAGUACUUACUCAUGUAGUUCCGUUUCCC
Gaeumannomyces tritici R3-111a-1 is the source of this 1599-nucleotide messenger RNA. Its product is annotated as monooxygenase. The transcript has 6 exons. The coding region runs from base 78 to 1439 and encodes 453 amino acids. The record is from RefSeq and is a predicted model, not a curated record. Gene Ontology annotation, molecular function: monooxygenase activity; FAD binding. Gene Ontology annotation, biological process: secondary metabolite biosynthetic process. Lineage: Eukaryota; Fungi; Ascomycota; Sordariomycetes; Magnaporthales; Magnaporthaceae.